AUGAUCCCGCUGGCCCGGUUGUUCUGGCUGCUAGAGGGGGAAAGAGACGCGGACAAGCGAAACAAGUUCCACAUCAAGGCGUUCCAGAUCUGGAGCUCGAAGAACACGCUGAAAAAACCGACCCAUGACAACCCGAACAGAGUGGCACCACUAGCGCAGGGGAAUACCAACACGGGGGGGAAUGUGUACUCGAGUUGUGCUGGUACAACUGCUCUUUCCCAGCAACAAGACCAACAGCUUUCCUGCUACGUUUUGUCGCCAAAAAUGAAGUGGCUGUGCGAGAAAAUUGUCCUGUCCACGAAAACCACCUCGAAGCAGUUACAGCAGCAAGGAAUUGAUGUCGAGGAGAGUGAAGAUCUUCUGGAUGAUGUUGUGGCCUCUGACAACUCCCAGGUCCUGGCAACGACUACGAGGACGUCGCAAGAAGUACUGUCAUCUUCCUCCUCCUCCUCCACAGUAGUUCACGUUGAAGCUGGUAGUACAACGACCGCGGGGCGCGGCGCUAUUAGUUGUGACCCUGCUACAUCAACUACAACUGUGGUAUCAGGAACUACAUCAGAGAUUUGCACCACUACAACGGUCAUCACCUCGCACACGACGACCAACAAAACGCUGUACAGUGUCAAGAAGACCCCGGGGCCGAUCUACAGUGCCGGUGGCGCGUCGUUUCUGGAGCCGGGAGAGACUUUUGUGAACGGAGAAGUUGAGAAUGUGCGGGUGGUGCCAAGAGUGGGAAAACGAGGAACAACUGGGGGAGCAGGAGGUGGAGAAAAGUGCUGGAAUAGAAGAGACCAUGACGACAGCACGAUGGCGCACGACACCCGAAGGGAAGGAGAUCAAGAGGUUUUUGACCAUGACACAACCCAAAGCUGCAGCAACAAAAUCGAUCACGUCGAAGUGUUCUGGAAUGACAGGCGCAAGCCACGGUGCUUUAUGAGAGUGCACAACUCCCCCUCCCCCUCAUUUGUGAUGCAAAAUCCCAGAUCCAAUUGCUGCCUUCUGGCACUGUAUGCAUCACAAAUUUUGGAAGCCCAUCAAACAGCAGUACUACAUUGGGCGCAUAAAUUUGUCAUGCACAGCAUCCACGUGUGCUAGUGUUUGUAUUGCAGUUCGCGCAAUACAAAUGAGGGGGAGGGGGAGUUGUGCACUUUCAUAUGCUUAACGAUCGACCCGCUUGACGGCCCGGUCACUAUUUUGACAAAGCCGUAUCCAGGAAAAAAACUGUGUGAGUGUAACUGUGUAGGAAGAGCAGCAUCACAAAUUCGCUUUGCAUUACAGGGAAAACCUGUCAUGCGCAGCUAGAACGUGGAAAUACGUAUGGAAUUAGCCUAUGACGCAGAUCUAGCAUGACAAGUGUAACAGUUUUGCACUUUCUGCAUCACAGAUUUACACUCACAUAGUUUUUUUCUUGCAUAAGCCGCCCAUCUGCUGUAGUGACACAACUGGUGGUGCAAAAAUAUGGCGUUCUCAACUGUUACAUUCUCAACUGUUACAUGAAUUUGUCAUGCAGAACUACCAUCAAGAUCCACACGAGAAAGCUGCUUCGCAUGACAAAUUUGCGAAGGGCUAAACAGCGCCUAAAUCUGUGCAGAACUUGUAAUGCCAGAGGUGCAGCCUCCCCCCUUUCACUUUUGCAAUUCUUGCAUCACAAAGCCAUGUAACAGUUGAGAAUGUAACAGUUGAGAACGCCAUAAAAAAUGAACGACGAGAAGUUCAUCUCUAGUAGCUCUGCUGGAGGUGCAGGAGCUGUAGUGAAGAUGAACACCGACGAUGGCAGAAGUACAACCGCAUCCACCUCCUCCACCUCUUCUUUCUACGUCGACGGGCUCGUGAAUGCCGCGGCCGCUUCGGUGAAUCUGAUUCCCCCGUGCGACGAGGGAGCUAUAUGCAAGAAAAAAACUGUGUAAGUGUAAAUUUGUGUUGCAGAAGAUGCAACAGAGUUACACCUGUCAUGCCAGACAGCCAUGAGGUCCUCUUUUCAUGUGUGUUUUCCCUUACAAACCAUGUAUGACAGGUUUUCUCUGUCAUGUAGAGCAAAUUUGUGAUGCUGUUCCUCAAAGGAAGUUACACUUACACACUUUUUUUCCUGGAUAAGCUAGUUACAUGACGGAGCAUAAUUACGGAACCACAACAGUGACUAGAACCACGGGUUCUUUUGCAGCUUCGCAAAAUCUUCUAAAUCAACAGCAGUACAACAAUAGCAAAAAUUCCAACCAAGAAAACGACUUCCAACUGCACCGCAACGCCGCGAGACACUGUAAAACCGCCUUUAAUAACGGAGGUGUGGCCGCCUCCGCAAGUGGUGACGGCGCUGUUGUUCCAUCAUCGCAGCGCGAAACUGAAGAUGAUGUUGGUGGUGCAACAAACCUCAAAAACAACAACAAAAUUCUAGAAUCCCACUCCACCCGCAUGAUUGAAUUUCACUGCUCCCAUAUGCAAGAAAAAAACUCAUGUAAGUGUAAGUCUGUGAUGCAGAAAGUGCAAAGUUGUUUACACUUGUCAUGCUGGAUGUGUGUCAUAACCCACUUUCAUACGUGUUUUCACGUACUAGCUGCGCAUGACAGAUUUUCCCUGUAAUGCAAAGCGAUUUUGUGAUGCUGCUCUCCCUACAAACUUACACUUAAUACACAGUUUUUUCCCUGGAUAUCCCACAGUAUUUCCAACGGCUCGCUGAAAAUCGGGGUGCUCGUGCGGGAAACGAACCCGGCUACCAACCAGAGCUUCUGGGUAUCAUAUGUAAAGACGUCCCCACCCCAUAGUUGUAAUGCUGGUCUGCAUGCUCAUGCUGAAAAUGUUUGUCAUGGGGAGCCCCAUGAGAAGCAUUUUCUAAAUCGUGUUUUGGAAUUUGUGAUGCUCCAAUCAGCAUGAUGCGCUAGAUCUGGGAUGCUGCAAAACUACCUGAACAGGAUUACUCUACGAGGCCAAAAAACUUGUCAUGCGCAACAGCCAAAGCGUAGUUAUAUAUUUGUCUUGCAGAUUUCCCAAGAACUUGGCUAUGGGGUGGGGACGUUUUUGCACAGGAUUCUGGGCGGAGAAAACCACGAUGGCGACGGCCGGCGCGAGAAGGCGAACGCGGAGAAACGCAAAGUUUGUGGCGAAAUUAAAGGGAGAAGGAUACGCCGUCGGGAGCGACAACGAAGGUGAUUUUCAGCACGAUCCUGAGUUCGCGGAGGAAGUAUCCUGUGCAAAAGUAUCGUACUCGUAUUGCAUAAUCAUGCAUUUACAAAUCUUUUCCUCAAGGUAAAUUAGCAUUAGAAAUUUUCUCUCUCAUGCUGAGGAAAUUUGUAAUGCAUUUAUACGAGUACGAUGUUGCUUUUGCACUGCAUAGGAAGAUGCGGUCGAUGAUGCGAAGGUCGACGUUGAAGACCAGGAUUACAAUACCCUGAGCAAAAACGUCCCCACCCCAUAGUCAAGUUGCAAACUCGGCAACACAAAUCCAGAAGUUUUGGGAGCCACGCAUGACAAGUUCGUCUCUGUUGUAUUGUAAGUGCAUCUACUUAGCAAGGACAGCCGCAUCACAAACCCAUCUCUUUAUCCUGUUUACAGCAUUACAGAAACAGAUCCCAAAACACGACUAGAAAUGGCUCUCAUUGGAAUGCGCAUUACAAGUCUUUCUAUCUUUGCAAAUCUGCAUGACAACCCUGGGGUGUGGACGUUUUUACUCAGGAUAUACAACUACCUGCAGCACGGUGGAGCCAGGUCUUCCAACAUGUCGACCGCGGUACGGCCGCGCGGAGGAGGUGGUCAGCAGACGUAUACCUCCCGAGGAGGCCCAAGAACUUCCACUUCGGCCAAUCGCGGUAGCACUUUCUACCAGCAACCGCAAGCGGGCCACCGUGGAAACAAGAAUUACAACAGGAUGUCGUCGACACGGGAAGUAGAACACCGAGGUGAAGGAUCAGCGGUAGAGUACGAUCCUCGUCAAGGAGCGGCCCGCGGCCCGCAAAAUAGUAAUCCUCGUGGUCAACAGCAGUAUCGGAUGAACGGAGCAGGACCAGAAGCGCCACCACUUCGUGCAGCAGGAGGUUCUACUUUUCAACAAAACCAACAACGAGACGCACAACUACAACACCCGGGGGGCACCAGCAGCUCUUUGUUCAAUCGUAACAAGCAGCACACGACAGCGACAUCAAUAUCUUCGGGUAACAGCUACAAUUAUUCAUCGCACCACGAAAUAAACUACCGCGGAUCGAACAAUGCUGGAGGAAUGUCGUCGGCGUCGAAUGGGCGUUUUUACUAG
Amoebophrya sp. A120 is the source of this 4240-nucleotide messenger RNA. Lineage: Eukaryota; Dinophyceae; Syndiniales; Amoebophryaceae. The record is from the annotation of a GenBank genome assembly.